AUGUCUAACGGCAUCCAAGUUGCUAAACAGAUUGAACAUUCUCUUGGGAAUGGAAUGGAAAGGCUUUCUGAAGCACAGAAUCGUGAUGUUGAGCUUUUGAUUUGGGAAAAUAAAGAAAAUGCUGGUAUAUCAAACAAGAAAUUGCGCAAGACGAGAAGAUGUACUGAACAAGCUUCAAACUUUAAAUCCAGAUGCUACGGAGAAACCAGAGGUGCAAUUCCAAAGAAACCGAGAAGUCUACGCACUCCUAGAAUUCGUCCAAAACUUGAUGAGGUAAAAGAGACCAUGAUAAAUGAGGACAAAUUCUCAACUUCAGCAGCUGAAUCUAAACCCACAUUUGAGUCUGAAUUGCGAGAUGAUGCAUCAGAAAACUGGAACAUGAGAAUUAGAAAUUUAAAAUGUGGAUUUAGAAGGAAGAAGCACAAUAAGAUUUGGACACUCACAGAGGUGAUUAAGCUUAUUGAGGUGUUUCUCAUUGCGGAGUCGGCAGAUGGAUUGAAAUCAAGAAGUAUUCAUUUCCAGCAUUUGCUUUCCGCAAUUCUAUUGAUCUCAAGGUCCUUGAUGCUUCUCAUCUCAGCAUGCUUAGUCAAAUUUGAUGCCUAA
This is a messenger RNA of Zingiber officinale, 603 nucleotides long. RefSeq lists its product as uncharacterized. The coding region runs from base 1 to 603 and encodes 200 amino acids. The record is from RefSeq and is a predicted model, not a curated record. The transcript has 3 exons. Lineage: Eukaryota; Viridiplantae; Streptophyta; Magnoliopsida; Zingiberales; Zingiberaceae.